GUGACAUCCUGACAAACCAUCGGACUGCUCAACAGACAGACGAGGACGAAACGCUACACCCGGAAGUCAUCAGCACCAGAAACACCAUGUAUCACCUGAGAGUGCCUGUGUUUCUCCUGGCGGCGCUUGUGUUGCUCCGCUGCAUCGCAGCCGCUCCAAGCCUCAGGUACUUCAGUUCCGGCUCCUCCGACGACGGCGAGCAAGAAAAUGCUCUUCCAGACAAGGAGAGCAGGUCACUGCCUGAGCUAAUCGCCGACCCGUUCUCCGGCCUUAUGGGCGCGCGGCCUGAGAGGGGGCUCACAGCAACGAAUAGUCAUCACGUACAUAAGAGAAAGUGCAACACAGCUACCUGUGUGACCCAGAGGUUAGCAGACUUCCUGGUCCGGUCCAGUAACACCAUCGGAACGGUCUACGUCCCGACAAACGUGGGCUCGAGCACCUACGGCAAGAGGGACCUACAUCAGCCUCCCGACUACCUGCCUUUCUAGUACAAACUGGGAGAAUACCCCAGUGACCUAAUGAUCAUGUGUUACAAUGAAUGUGAGAAUGUCGACUCCAUAAGAUGAUUAUUUUUUAAAAAAAUCAUUUGAUAAGCAUCAAGACUACAGUGCCUUUGAGUUAAGCCUUCUGAAUCCAUGUAUGUUUUCUUCCAGCUUUGUGAAUGUCGUAAAUCACAGCACUAAUGAAAUGGAAAAAAAAUUCAAAUAAUAAAAUAUUCUGUCAGACAGAAGAAAUG
Molecule: messenger RNA, 736 nt
Organism: Xiphophorus maculatus (southern platyfish)
Lineage: Eukaryota; Metazoa; Chordata; Actinopteri; Cyprinodontiformes; Poeciliidae
Gene: iapp
Product: islet amyloid polypeptide
Exons: 4
Coding region: 87-488 (133 amino acids)
Cellular component (GO): extracellular region
Molecular function (GO): hormone activity
Source: RefSeq, a predicted model, not a curated record